AUGCAACCCACAGAAGAAACGCAGAAACUUGUCAGAGCGGCCCGGUUAGAGGAGAAGCUUCAGCGACCCGAGAACCAACUAAAUGCCCUGAGACUUGUCCAAGCACUUACAAUUAAGGAGAUAUAUGGUGCUAAAAGGCAACUGGACUUAAUCGAAGUCGGAUUCAGUAAGCUCCAAGAAGCUAGCAUUGCGGAAGGUAAUCGCAAUGGAACUGUCGAAAAACAUUUGGAAGAACUCCGAAGGGAUAGGGAGAACUUUCAGCUGCUGAUAUCCGAGGCAGAAGCAACUACCAAGAAUACUAAAGACGAUCUCGACGGCCUCCGGGUUAAGCUUAGAGACGAGUAUUUCAAACUAACCGCGGACAAUACCAGGUUUAGUAAAGACAUCAAGAUGCUCACUAAACAGAUGGAUCACCACCAAGAACAAGUAUCCACUGUUGAGAAGGCCGUCGAGGAUUUUCGCUCAACGCUACCAAACCCUCAGGAUAUCACUACAAUAACCGAAACUCUGGCUCGCAUAGAACCCAUGGUGAAAUCCCUGUACGAGAAACUCGAUUCUGUAUCUAGGAUCACCCUUGACCAGAAACAAGCAUUGGAGGAGACUAUCAGCGACCACGCGAGGAUCCGAGAGUUUCUUGAAGGCUUCAUCCCCAGACAAGAUGACUUUUUCCAAUUCCUCGAAAAGGUCCCCGAGAUGAUUUCAUCAGGAGAUUUAUCCCUGAACGGGAUGGCGAACGACGAAAACUCAAGCCAACUAGCAAAUUUCAGUACUUCGUGUCCGCAACCGCCACAGAAAGCAGUUCUAAUGCUCGAGCAAUACAACCACUUCAGCCACUCAUAUCGAAUCAAGCAUCCCAAGAGCGAGGCCAGGUUUAUUAGACAGUAUCUCAAGAAGAUAGACCAUAGGGCCGCAUGGCUGGUCCAGAUAAAGCUCCAACAGGAGUAUCCUGAUCUAGUGGAACCACUUCAAUUCCCUGAAAUAAGCAACAGAACGGAUGUGGUGAUAUUCCUCGACAUCGAAAAACUAACUUGGAACCACAUCAAGAUCAUAAUGCGUCGGAUCAACGGUAGGGAAUUGUUCAAUCUAUUGGAGAUGGCUGAACAGGGGGAGGGUACGUCAUUGCCUUGUAACAGGCUAAUGAUAGAGACACCGUAACCCAGAUUCACGCCUACUUC
Annulohypoxylon maeteangense is the source of this 1175-nucleotide messenger RNA. RefSeq lists its product as uncharacterized. The transcript has 2 exons. Lineage: Eukaryota; Fungi; Ascomycota; Sordariomycetes; Xylariales; Hypoxylaceae. The record is from RefSeq and is a predicted model, not a curated record. Bases 1 to 1155 code for a protein of 384 amino acids.